AUGGCGACAAACACUGACAAGACCAGUGACAAUGUUGCCUCUGAGCAACCACCCAUGCAAACACUGAACCCGCAGCCUGGAAGCGACUUUUCAAGCUUCUUGCCCCAGCAGGACAUUGACGCCAUGUACUUUGCCGAAUACGGAGAAACCACAGACGAAGACCGCUACGACUGGAUCUUGCUGUUCUGUGGCCUCCGCCAAGAUAUGUUGAAAAUCCAAGAAGACAUUGGUAUCGUUACGGAUGAGGGGGUGGAUAUCAGCGAUGCCGCCUCAUACUUCUCCGGUCAAUUCUAUGAGGUCAUGAAGGAGCGUGUUGCAGCAGUGGGACGCGGUGAGCCUAUUGUCGUAAAGGGUCAUCCGAAUAGGAUGCCAGGACAGAUGAUGAAGAAAUGGGCAGCCGACAUCGUAGCGGGUAAAAUUUCACUUUAUCAUCGCAUCGAGGCUGCGCUUGCCGAACAUAUCAAGGGACAUGAACAGUUGGCGCUUCAUGGGCUCGACCCAAACAUGGCUAAAGCGAUUUCAUCAGCCGAAAACUUGGAAGCAGAACACACUGGACCUGGAGAGUCGAUGUCUGCUGGGGACGACGCGCAGGAAUGA
Molecule: messenger RNA, 597 nt
Organism: Bipolaris victoriae FI3
Lineage: Eukaryota; Fungi; Ascomycota; Dothideomycetes; Pleosporales; Pleosporaceae
Exons: 3
Coding region: 1-597 (198 amino acids)
Source: RefSeq, a predicted model, not a curated record